This is a messenger RNA of Anolis sagrei ordinatus, 5634 nucleotides long. NCBI's taxonomy places the organism in Eukaryota, Metazoa, Chordata, Lepidosauria, Squamata, Anolidae. The record is from RefSeq and is a predicted model, not a curated record.
UAUUCGGUUUUAUCAUGGUUAUUUACUGUAUUAUUAUAAAUCUCUUAUUUAACUUACUACAUAGAGUUUUAUUAAAUUGUACCAAGCUUUGUUGUUUAGUUUGGUGAUAUGACCUAAGGGGCAAUCAAUCAGAUUUAGUGUUGUUAUUAUUAGUUUAUAAUGCCUUAUUUCCUUUUUCACAUAGAAAAAAUGGCCAGCAGUCCUCCAGGAACAGAAAUCUGCCCUUUCUGCAGAAAACCAUUCAAACGGCUCAAGUCCCACUUGCCUCACUGCAAAAUGGCAGGGGGGCCAGACUCAAGGGAUGGGAAGGUCUGUACUUCUGUCAUACCUGAAUCACUGUCAACUGAGAAGAAAGGGAAGAUUGAAAGCAUGGAAACUGCCUCCAAAAAUAAAAAGAAGAAGAACAGCAAAAUUGACCAGACAAGGAACAAAACCACAAAAUCCUUAGACUUGAAAAUAGCUGGGACAGCAUCAAGCAGCAGUCCUGAUACACAAACACAGAUGAAGCCUCUUACUAAAGAGACGAACAAAACCAAAGGCAGUGGACAAAGCACCUCUGAAGAGUUCUGUGCAGAGCCAGCUGAGAAAGUGGUUUCAGAAAUGACACUUGCAAAGCACUCACCCACAAAAAAGAAAAGCAGAAGUGAAAUAGCAUUUGAGGGAAAUGAGUUUGUGCCUGGCCUUGCAUUAGAACCACCAACCCAGAAUAGAAAUCCCACAUCUGAUCCUCCUAGCCAAACAGCAAAACUUUUGGUCAAGCAUACACAUGGUGAGGAGGGCUUUGGAAAACAGAAUGAACCUGGUUCUCCUGACUCUUCCAUUGAAAAUCUUCAACACUUUUAUCAGGGAAUUACUGACAGGAUAGAGCUGGUGAUUGAAAACCACCAAGUGAGAGUGUUGAGGAAUAGACCUACUGUUCAAAAUAGCCCACUGAGUGGCAAUGCUGCCACCAAGCACAAGACAAGUCAGUGGCCUGUGAAACCAUCCCUUGAAGGUGAAAAGACUAACUCAGCUAAUGGGCAGCAGGUUGUUACAGUUACACAGAGUGGGACACAAAGGAGUGCUUUAGGGCUUGAGCUUGCCGAAGAUGUUGGGCAUGGACAGAUGGGAGAGGGCAUCACUGCAGUUGAAGCGCACAUAGUGCCCAAUAUGUUGCCUGGGGACAACAGCAGAAAGAUCUCUGGCAAUCCUCUUCAGCUGGCAACAGGAGUAAAAAUGGCAAUAGACAAAGAUCCUUUAUUUUUGAAAAGAAAAAGCUAUCCUGUAGGGUCACAUGUUUAUACUGAUCCCAAGUCAGAGACCUGUGAUGCAUUUGCAGAAGCACUUGGAGAAAUAGAUGAUAAAACAUACUUGACAAGCCUGGAAAAAGGCUCUGCUUUACCUUCAGGGACUCCUGUUACCCCAGGAUACAAUACCUCAGAAAUACCUUUGAGACCACCAUCACUCCACUUGUCGGAAAGGACUGUUGCCUGUGGGAUUCCGCUCCUGGAUAGAUGUGUGGAGCCAAGAUCUUUAGGACUGGAGUUUUUCCCUGAACUGUAUCCUAACUAUCUCAGCCUGCGCUUGUUUUCCCAGAAACCUCAGUGGAAUGUAAGAAUCCCAGGACAUCAAGUUCUUAUUCUCCCUUCUGAAGGCAAACAUGUUCCUCUGGCAGAAAGGUGUUUGAUGGAUGUAAAGCUCCACGAUUUGCCUGCUUGGCUAGCCACGCGUGACCUGUCUCCGCAGGGGAUGCUCGGAGUAACAUGCAGAGCCUGGAAUAGAUACUACAACAAGUACAUUAAUGUGAAAAAGGGCGGAGUGGCUGGGAUCGCUAUGCUGCUGUUUGGCUACUGCAUCCUCAGUUACACAUGGACCUAUGAACACAAUAAACAAAGUCGUUGGCGGAAAUACCAUUGAUUGGAGUCCAAGAGCGUUUCCUGGAAGGAGAACAACAUGGAAACAGAGUGUGGACUUGUUCCAGUAGAAACACCACCACAAGGAAGAGUGCUGCAGGAGUCAUGCAUACACGAGUCUAUGCUCACUUGUUUACUCUCCUUGACAAAAGGUUGCCAGUCAUGGUAUAAAGUGGUUCUGAACCUGUGGGUCCCAAAAUGUUUUGGCCUUCAACUCCCAGAAAUCCUAACAGCUGGUAAACUGGCUGGGAUUUCUGGGAGUUAUAGGCCAAAACAUCUGGGGGCCCACAGGUUGAGAAUCACUGAAUGGACAUAUUAUUGAAAUGUCUAGGAACUUGAGGCCUGUUACCAAAAGCUAAUGGAUACAGCAUCAACUUGAUGAGAAGUAAAUUUAUUUCAAAACCAAACUCUCCCUUUAUAGUUUUAAGAAUUUUAAGUGCCUGCUCAAGUUGCUUAAAGGUAUUUGGUGUUAGUCUUGUGGGAAUACAGCAUGUAGAAUUAUGCACACAGUUCUUUUGCAGUGAUUGGCCCUUUCACACCCUUUUUUAUGAAGAUUGUAUACAAGAUAUAGUGACUACAGUUCAGAUAUGCCCAGGCCUUCUCUGCCUGUAACUCUCAAUAUUUCCAUGACAAAUGAACUAGGCAAAGACUAAUUUGUAAAAAAAAAAAAAAAAGGAUAUGAGACUGAGCAUAUACAACACAUUUCAAUGGUGGUUGUUAUAUUUAUUUAUUUAUUUCUCCCAGAACUGAGGCUCAAAUUGGCUUGCAGUUUUUUUAACAAAAACAUACAAACAGGAAUAGAAUCAUAGAGUUGGAAGAGACCUCAUGGGCCAUCCAGUUCAACUCCCUGCCAAGACUCAUGAAAAUCACAUUCAAAGCACCCCCAAGGAACCAUCAUGUUUUCCUAUCAGUGGAGGCAACAUGUAUCUUUCUUCAGUUUUGUUACUCAACCCAGUUUUUCAGAGCUUCCAAAGCAAUUCACAAAACUUUAAGUCUGACUCUUUAAGUUCUGGCAGCCUUGUAAAUCUCAGAGCAGAAGGCAAUCCUGGUGAUUUCAGGCUGACUUCUUCGCAAGGAAGAAAAAGGCAGAGCAGAACUUUAGUUAGAUUGUACAUGAACUCUAACAUAUUCCUUUAAAAAAGAGUGGGAGGCCAGAACUCUCUAAAACAGUGGCCAUCAGUCAAGUCUUUCAAGUGUUUAAAGGUCAGACAAUAUAGUAGUUUCCUACUAAUGGAACAUAGCUCUGAAUACCUAUUCUUAUCCUGCCAUGGGUUGUUCUGACUUGUACCAAAGAGUUAGUAGCAAUGGGAACAUUUCUAGUAGAAACUCACAGUGGAACCCUUGGUAUCUUCAAGGGUUUGAGUUAAAAACUUGUGGAUAUCAAAAUCGGUGGAUGAUGAAAUUCAUUAUGUAAAAUUGUAAAAUCAAGUUUUUCUUUUGGACUUUUUUUUUAGUGGAGUGGAAUAUUUUUAACUGGAGAUUGUAAUGUGUUUCUGUCAUGCAUUACAGUGACUUCAGCAUCUUUUUUAGUAGAAUGUCAGUGACUAAAUGUAAAAAGUAGUUAGGUCUUACCUGAUGCAAAGGAUAACUCCACCCAACUGCAUCAAGAAGCAACAGGAGUGACAUCUGAACAGUUGAGCUAUAUUUGUCACUUCACUCAAAGGUAGAAAUCUAGUUUUAGUAGUGUAAGAAAGGCCAUGUGGCAUAUACAAACAGUUUCUGAGUUACAAACAUCCAACUUACAAACACUCAUAGUUAAGAACGUGGGUGAGACAGCAGGAAAUGAGUGAAAUCUGCCCCUCGGAAGGGAAAUUCACUUCUGAAAGAAUUUUUAUGGGGAAAAGGUGUCUCCACUGAAGCUUUUAUCACCCAGCCAUAGUCAGGAUCAAUGUGAGUACUGUGCCUUCUCAUCCACCCCCCCCCCCCCAAAAAAAAAGGAAUGGUCUCUUUUUGUGAGUCAAGUGGCUGAAGAUAAGAGCAUAGUCUGGCUUACUAUAAAAAGGGCACUGAUCUCUGCUCUCUCCACUGUGGUGCUGCUUCUGACGUUUUUGAAUCCUGGGGCAAGAAAAUGGUAUCAGUGGCCAGUGGUAGCAGGUUCCCUGGGUCAACACUGGCACAUUUCCCACUGCAGAAUGACCCUCGAACUAUUUAGGGGUCAUAUCACAACCCAUAAUUUUGGCCCCAAAACCUGCUGUCAACUUGUAUGUGAGGUCCACUUAUAUACGAGUGUGUACAAUAAUUCAAUUUCUUGCAAUGUAGUUAUAAAUAUUUGGAAGUUAAUAGAUGAAGAUCUUAAUGUUAAAUCCAACCUAUGGAUGUCUUCGUGACCCUGGAUGCUGCAUUACCCUUUCCACCCCUCAUUCUUCUCUGAGGGGUGAAUUUGCAAGCCUUUCGGAACAUUGAUUCUUCCUUUUAAAAAGUUGUCCCUGAAAUCCUCAACCUCAGAAAGGACCAAAAUUAAAAAGAGAACAUCCAAACACUUGCGUUUUUAGCAAUUUGUGUGGCAGCUAGAAAGUUUGUGUGCAGGGUUGGUCACCUGUUAUGGAAAUAUAUCCUAGCCUUAAAGAUCACGAAGAAAACAACCUUCGCAUGCUUUUCUCUUACUUCUACUACUUGUAUGUUAGUCUGUUAAUCAUUAUUACUUGAAAUUCUACCCUUCAUAUCUGUACAUCAACAAACUCCCUUCUCUAAAUAUAUUACCCAAGUAGUUUCAUUUGUAUGCACCAGAAGGGGACUCAUAUGACCACAUGGAACUUGGUAAGUUGCUUAUUUUGGACCACAACUUGUUUCUUUCCUUGCCAUUGGCUGUGUUUCAUGUAGCGAACGAGACCUGUUGGUCUAAUCAUGUAGAAGGGCAAAAGUACCAAACCUUUGCUUUAUGUUGACUUUUGGGAGCAUUAUACAUUUUUUUAGUUAACGUGGUUUAUGGUUAGCUGGUUAGGAUUGUUUAGAAUUGGUUUUUAGAGAGUUUGGUGGAUCUUAGUCUAUAGUGCCCCCAGUAAGAGCAGUAGGGAUUGUCUUCUAGAAGGAGCUGUCCUAUCCCCAUACUUUUGGGCUUUCUCUCUUGCCUUUAUGUAGAUGCGGCCUCCCUGAAAGAAGAAUGGCUUGGCUCUGUCUAUGCCAACUGAAGCUAUCGAAUCAUUUAUGGAAUUUUGAAUUAAAAAACACUAAACUAGGAUUGCUAGGCCAGGGCUAUCAGAGACCCUGAGGUUUCAUGGCCCUUGUAAUGUCAUAGAAAGUGGGCUCUGGAGAUGCUAAAAGGGGUAACUACUGUUGAUGACAUUGUACACGAUACGUUAACUGUCAACCACAAUUGCAAAGCAUAUUCAGUUUAAAUAAAACAAGAAAAUGUCGAGCUGUUUCAAGACAAAACUCUUGCCUGAGGAAGAGAGUCCAGGAUGUGAAAUCCUGAACCAAAACAUGUCAGGUAAUUCUUACCUCUGUCAAGAUGUGCAGCAAUAUAUGCAUUUCCACAGUUGUCUGGGCUGUGCAAAUAAGGCAGGCAGCUGACACAUUUAUUUAUUUAUUUAUUAUAUUUAUUUGUUUAUUUAAUAUCCUGCCCUUCUUGCCCCAAAGGGGAUUCACUUCCACUGCAAAGUCUGAACAUUGACUGGACUUUAGGCCUUGUCAGUAGUUACUACCAGUGCACUGUAGGUGGCGGUCAAGGGCCAAUAGAAAAGAUGGGAAGGUGGGUAUGAUUGUCAUAUAAAAGAACCGAUUAAAAUGCUUGGCUAAAGAGAAA